GUCGACUUCACAGUCCCACCGACCAUGCGCUAUGCGUGUAUUGCCCACACAGCGGCUUUAAUAUGGCAGGCGCGCUGAAUCUCUAGUUGAGCUGCACGCAUGUCGCUAUUAACUGGGAGCUCUCUGUAACAAGUUGCAUGUAUCAAGGGCAACAUGAGAAACCUAAAAUUACUGAGAACGCAGGAAUUUCAGCCAGUCCAGGCUCUUGGAAAUCCCCAGUGUUUCUCGAUCCGUACAGACAGAGGGACGUUAUUAAUUGGCACAGAGUAUGGAAUUGUGGAGCUGGAUCCUGUCACACAAGAGGUCACAAAUGAAGUUUAUUUGACAGCUGAGGGUUUCCUGCCAGAGGAUGGAAGUGGACACAUUGUGGGUAUUGAGGACUUGCCAGAUCAGGAGUCUGCCUGUGUGGCUACAGCAACUGGAGAUGUCAUACUGUGCAAUCUGAACACAAAUCAGCUGGAGUGUGUGGGAAGCGUGGAAGGUGGUCUAACUGUGAUGAGCUGGAGUCCUGACCAAGAGCUUGUUCUCCUUGCUACAGGCCAGCAGACUCUCAUUCUGAUGACGAGGGACUUUGAACCAAUUACGGAAAGCCACAUCCACCAAGAUGACUUUGGAGAAGGGAAGUUUAUUACUGUUGGCUGGGGUAAAAAGGAAACACAGUUCCAUGGAUCAGCGGGCAAACAAGCAGCUCAUACCAAGCCAAUGGAAAUGCCACCUGCAUCACCAUGGGAUGACCAUAGACCUCGGAUUACCUGGAGAGGAGAUGGACAAUAUUUUGCAGUGAGUGCUGUUUGCCCAGGAACAGGGGCACGGAAAAUCAGAGUGUGGAGCAGAGAGCUUGUUUUGCAGACUACAAGUGAGCCUGUGCCAGGACUAGAACAAGCACUUGCCUGGAAGCCCUCUGGAAGCUUGAUUGCAUCCACACAAGAUAAAGCCAACAAACAUGACGUCGUGUUCUUUGAAAAAAAUGGACUUCUUCAUGGUGAAUUCACACUUCCCUUCGAGAAAGGUCAAGUCAAGGUGAAGGAGCUGCUCUGGAAUUCAGAGUCUGUGAUAUUGGCUGUAUGGUUGGAAGAACUGAAAAGUGAGAGUAACCCUCAACCAAAAGCAUAUGUUCAGCUGUGGACUGCAGGGAACUAUCAUUGGUACCUGAAGCAAAGCCUGCAUUUUGGUAGCUCAGAGGACAGCCCAAUUGUGUCCCUGGCAUGGGACAGAGAGAUUCCAUAUCGGCUUCAUGUCUUGUGUCAACAAUGGCGUCAUUUCUGCUACGACUGGCAGUGGAGUACUGACCGUAGCACCGGCGAAGAAGCAAGUGACCCGGCCCAUGUGGCAGUCAUUGAUGGAGACAAGGUGCUGCUGACAGCCUUUCGGCAUGCUGUGGUCCCCCCACCUCUCUGUACAUACGUACUCCAGCUUCCUUGUACAGUCAAUCAAGUUGCCUUCCCGAUGGAACCUUCUAGGAGUGGGGAUCUUGCUGUCCUGGAUGCUAGUAACAGGAUUUCAAUUUUUAGGUCUGAUGGCCAUGUGGAUAAGGAACCCACAGUUAAAGUUGGUGCAGUUGGUGGAAGUGGAUUUAAGGUUUCUGUUGCGGUCCCUCGGCUGGAAAAGUCAUACAGAAUUGACCUUGGUGACAACAGGGAAAGGAAAAAUCCACUGGGGCUUCGCCUUGUCACCUGGCUACAAGAUGACCUGUUCCUAGCUGUUAGCCAGGGACUCCUCCCAGCUCAGACUAUCAUUCACCAUCUGAAUUUGUCUUCGUCGGCAGAGGAAGGACGUGUUGAUAUCAGCUCACCUGUGUCAGUAGAUGGAGUUGUAAUCAGCCUGUGUUGCGAUCCAAAGAACAAAGUAGUGGCUCUGCAACUCUCAGAUGGUCAGAUAAUGAAAUACCUCUGGGGAGCUGAAAUGCCAACCGUCAUCCCUUGGCUGAGCAGCAGCGGUGCAGCUGUCCGGUUUCCCUCUUGGUGUGUGCAGACUGCACUAGCUAUGAUUGGUGGUGAAGAAACCGUCUUUGGCCUGACUGAUAGAUGUCGUUUUUUCAUUAAUGAUGUUGAGGUUGCCUCAAAUGUUACAUCAUUUGCCAUCCAUGAUGAGUUUUUGUUGGUGACCACACAUUCUCACACCUGCCAAUGCCUGUCUCUGAAGAACACAUCCCUGAAAGCUUUGCAGUCAGGUUUGGGCAGCACAUCUGUCCCCAACAGUGAGACCCUACGCAAGGUUGAAAGAGGAUCACGGAUAGUUACAAUUGUGCCACAGGAUACAAAGCUAAUAUUGCAGGUGCCAAGAGGGAACUUGGAAACCAUUCAUCAUCGGGCUCUCGUUUUGGCCCAGGUGCGCAAGUGGCUGGACAGGCUACAGUUCAAAGAAGCAUUUGAAUGUAUGAGGAAGCUGAGAAUCAAUCUUAACUUCAUUUAUGACCACAAUCCAAAGGUUUUCCUGGAAAAUGUGGAAACAUUCAUAAAACAAAUUGAUUCUGUGAAUUAUAUUAACUUGUUUCUUGCUGAACUGAAAGAAGAAGACUUCACAAAGACUAUGUAUCCACCUCUAGAUCCCAGCAGUACUCAUGAGCUGCACAGUUCUAAUAGUAAAAAAGUUGACCUCAUCUGUGAUGCAAUGAGAACAGCCAUGGAGAACAUCAGUGCAUCUAAAUACUGCUUAUCCAUACUGACAUCUCAUGUGAAAAAGAGCCCUCCAGAACUGGCAACUGUCCUGCAGAGAAUCCGUGAGCUUAGAGAACAAGCACCAGCAACUGCUGGAUCCGUCAGUGCAGAAGAAGCUCUGAAAUACCUGCUGUACCUGGUGGAUGUUGGUGAAUUGUAUGACCAUUCCCUGGGGACAUACGAUUUUGAUUUAGUCAUCAUGGUUGCUGAGAAAUCCCAGAAGGACCCCAAGGAAUAUCUACCAUUUUUAAACAAACUUAAGAAGAUGGAAAGCAAUUACCAGCGAUACUGUAUAGACAAAUAUUUAAAGAGAUAUCCGAAAGCUCUUCACCAUCUUCGUAAAUGUGGGGCAGAGCAUUUUUCAGAGUUUCUGAACCUGGUGAAGGAUCAGAACUUGUAUAAUGAAGCCCUGAAGUUGUAUCUACCAGACACUCCAGAGUACAAGGCCAUCAGCUGUGCCUAUGGAGAAUAUUUGAUCCAGAAGCAUUUGCCUGAACAGGCAGGGCUGAUCUUCUUCCGCUGCCGAGCAUUUGAGAAAGCACUAGAUGCCUUUUUGAUGAGUGGCAGCUGGCAGCAGGCCCUUUGUUCAGCCUCUGAGCUUUGUUUCACUGAAGAUAAGCUGGCCAGUCUGGCGCGGAGCAUGGCAGGGAAAUUAAGUGAGAAAAGAAAAUACACUGAUGCAGCAAUACUCCUGGAACAAUAUGCCAAGGAUUAUGAAGAGGCCAUUCUUCUCCUCCUGGAAGGAGCUGCCUGGGAUGAAGCCUUGAGAUUAGUUUACAAAUAUAGACGGACUGACAUUCUGGAGACCAACUUUAAACCCUCUCUCUUAGAAGUCCAAAGAAAUCAUCUGGCAUUCCUGGAGGCUCAAAAAGCAGCAUUUUCUCGCUAUCGGACACGCCUCUCUGUGGUCCGAGAGCUGAAGCAGCAAGCCCGAAAUGAGCUGCUGGACUUUGAAGCACCAAAUUGCCCAGAAUCUGACCUCUUUUCUGAUACCAGCAGCAUCGUGACAGCUAGUGACACGAGUUCCAAAUACACUCACAGUAACUCAAGAAUAUCUGCACGCUCUUCAAAGAAUCGUCGCAAGGCAGAACGCAAGAAACACAGCCUGAAGGAAGGGAACCCCCUGGAGGACAUCGCACUUCUGGAGGUUUUAGGGGAAAUAGUUCGAAGUGUUGAUGGUCUGAAAGAUGAGGUGCACUGCCUUUUAAAGCAUCUAGUCCUCUUUGGCUAUGAUGGGCAAGCCCAGAAGUUGCAGCAAGCCUUGGAGGAGACCCUUCAGUUGAUGGAACACACCCUCCCUGAAAUCUGGAGCCCAGACUUGCAGCAGAGCCCCGCCAACCCAAUCCUGGGUCCUAACUCAACUGCCAACAGCAUAACAGCUGCUUAUAGUCAGCAGAAAAUGACGACUCCCGCAGUACAAGAUUCUGAAUUGUUUAUACCUCCCAAACUCAACAAAAGCACCCAAUGGAAAUUGAACUGGGAACAGUGAUCUUUAACUUAUUCAUAAAUUAUCUAGAAAUUGGGUUCUGAGGUACUGCCUGGACAACUGGACAAAGCUCUCAAAGAAUAAUAGAUGCUGCAAACCACUUUUAUUUUCUAGAUUCAAUUUGGACUUCUGUCUUUUUAAAAAAGGGCAUAUAACUCAAGCUAAUAUUGGACAACAUUUACGCUAUGCAGCAAAAGCGAGGCCUUCCACUGAAUUGGAUGUAGGGGUGGUGAUUUUUCUCAAGGGCUCAGUUCUCACCCUGGUAGAAUCCAGGUCAUAUUUGCACCAGCUGAUAAUCUGAUUCUGGAUUUUAAGGCUUUAGCCUCGAAAUACCAUACUUUAAAAAAUGAGUAUAUUCUCUCUUCCCUCAGACCGAGAAAGAGCUUAAUAAACUUUUGUUGUAACUUUCUGAGUUUAACACUUCACUUAAUGUAUAUUACUUCCUAGUUCUCAAUUGCUUCACAUCCUACAAAACUGCUAUACAAAAGAAUUAUUAAAUAAUUGAUAUAGUCCUUU
This is a messenger RNA of Hemicordylus capensis (graceful crag lizard), 4659 nucleotides long. It is a transcript of the gene ELP1, whose product is annotated as elongator acetyltransferase complex subunit 1. The coding region runs from base 154 to 4146 and encodes 1330 amino acids. Gene Ontology annotation, biological process: tRNA wobble base 5-methoxycarbonylmethyl-2-thiouridinylation. Gene Ontology annotation, molecular function: protein binding; tRNA binding. Gene Ontology annotation, cellular component: elongator holoenzyme complex; cytosol. The transcript has 38 exons. Lineage: Eukaryota; Metazoa; Chordata; Lepidosauria; Squamata; Cordylidae. The record is from RefSeq and is a predicted model, not a curated record.